Molecule: messenger RNA, 894 nt
Organism: Sporothrix brasiliensis 5110
Lineage: Eukaryota; Fungi; Ascomycota; Sordariomycetes; Ophiostomatales; Ophiostomataceae
Exons: 1
Coding region: 1-894 (297 amino acids)
Biological process (GO): phospholipid translocation; retrograde transport, endosome to Golgi
Cellular component (GO): endosome; trans-Golgi network
Source: RefSeq, a predicted model, not a curated record
AUGGGCUUCUUCACAACGUUGGCCGGCUAUGCUGCGCCACUGUUCCUGGUACUGUCGCCAAUCUUCUCGUACGGCGACCAGGCGUUAUCGAUGAGCCGCAAGCGAUCGAGUGCAGGAUUCUCGCUGGACAUCCCACUGAUUAUGCUGGUGGCGUCGCUCCUGCGCAUUUUUUACUACCCGGGCGCACACUUUGACAAGGCGCUGCUGGUGCAGUCGAUCUUAAUGGUGGCGGUGCAGCUCGUGCUCCUCAAGAUUGCGCUCGACAACCGGCCGCUGCCGUCGGGAAAGACGGGCGAGGCGCCGUUUGCGGGCCUGGACGGCCGGACGCGGUCGGUUUCGUUUUCGAUGACGUCGGCCUCGAACUCGCCGACCGGAGGCGGCGGCGGCGGCCUCUUUGCCAACCGGCCGUACAACUUUUGGCAGUGGCGGUCGCCCAAGCCGUACUGGCAGUUCUUGCUGUACAUGUUCUUGACGCUGCUCGCCUUGCAGGUGCUGCUGAGUCCCUUCCCGGACCUCUACGGCGCGUACUCGGUGCUGAUCGGCUACGUUGGGCUGUCGGUGGAGGCGACGCUGCCGCUGCCGCAGAUCCGGGCAAACAUGCGCGCGCGGUCGUGCCGCGGGUUCCGGGUGUCGGUGCUGGCCAGCUGGCUGGCAGGUGACGCGAUGAAGAUGUUUUGGUUUUUCACGUCCACAACGGAGAUUCCGUGGGCGUUUAAGCUGUGUGGUCUGUUCCAGGCGGUGUGCGACUCGAUCCUGGGCAUACAGUACUUUGUGUAUGGCGACGGGACGAGUAGUGCACGCGACACGGACGGCGGCGGACCGGGCAUCAUGCUCAAGGAAAAGGAGGCGGCGUUCCGGUCGGCAGCGGCAUCGAUCCUGCCGAACGCGCGGUAA